This is a messenger RNA of Danio rerio (zebrafish), 3530 nucleotides long. Lineage: Eukaryota; Metazoa; Chordata; Actinopteri; Cypriniformes; Danionidae. The record is from RefSeq and is a predicted model, not a curated record.
AGUGUGUGUUUGUGAGAGCAGCCUGAGUGCCGCGUGGAUCUCUCCUCAAAAGCUCAGCAGCACAGGAAAGAGCGGGAGUGUUUCUGAAACUGAUUCACUGGAUACAAAACUUGCCAGAAUUCAUCUCGGGGAAGAAAGAACAAUGUCAAGUGCUAUCAUGAGACGAAGCUCUAGCAAGCAAGGUUUGCAGAAUCUCCUGAGAGUAACGGCUCAGCGAAGUAUCGAAGAUGCUGAGGAGAUUGAGAGAGAAAGGCGCCGUCGGGCCCGGGAGGCUUUCCGAAAUCAGCACAGCCUGUCUGGAUCUGCUGGAUCCCCUCAGGACAGCGCGAACCCACCUGAGGCCAGCCUCUUCGAAAGUGAAUUAAAACCCAGCAGUCCCGUUGCUCUGGAUGAGGAUGAAGGUUUUAGUGACUGGACCCAGAAGCUGGAACGGAGAACACGGCUCAAAAUGGAAGAGACGGCCAAUGGAGAGAAGUUGCAAGAAGAGAAGAAAAAUGUAAACACAAGACCGAAACAAAUAGAGAAGAGCAGUUUCACAAGUUCUGUAGAGCAUCAUCAAACUCAGGACAGAGAAGGAGAGGAUAAACGUUCAGACAGUAUCACUAAGAAACCAAUGGAGAUCAGUGAGAGGCUGUACUCUCAGAGAGCAGAAGAACGGCUUGAUCACAGCAAAAGAAGACAACCAGAAAUAAAACCACCAACGGAGAAUAAGGCUAAAGAGGAGAGGAAAGAGGUGAAGGUUUCAUACACAUCCAAAGUCUUCCUACAGCAAGAGAGGAUUCCUAAUGGGAAAGCAGAGGCAGCGCCAGAGGAAGUGACACCAAAUCCAGUGAAAACCAAAAGAUCACCUAGCAGAAUCGUUGAUACCAAUCAGGUCUUCGAGACUAAGAAGGACACACAUGCCGUCCUGGAGACAGAGCUGAAGCUGGAGAAGAUUAGACGUAGCCAUCAGGAAAAGGAGAAUCAGGAAAUGGAGAAUCUACGACAGCGCCAAGCCGAGGCUGAGCUAGAGCUGGAGGAACUGAAGAAGAAGAGAGAGGAACGGCGCAAAACCCGUGAAGAAGAAGAGCGGAGGAGAGAGGAAGAGGAACAGCUGAAGCAGACCAAAAAAGAGGAGGACAAAAGACAGAUGAAGGAGGACAUCGAGAGGAGGAGGAUGGAAGCAGUGGAGAAAAGAAUGAAAAAUAUCAACGUCUCUCCCACUGAUGGUGAUGAUCCAUUUAAUCCGCUGAACCCCAUGAGUCCAACAUUCAAGAUAACUGAAAGGACAGAAUCCCUGAAUCGCUCUUUAAAGAAGAGCAACAGCUUCAAGAAGACCCAGAGACCUGUACUGCUGCCCAAGAUUGAUGACAAGCUGGAACAAUACACACAUGCCAUUGAGAUCUCUUCUAAAGAAGCAAAGACGCUUAAGUCAGCAGCAGUGGACAUGCCCUGUGUCUCCGCUCCGGUGGCCUCCAAAAAAACUCUGUUUGAAGGAGGAGAAGUCUGGAGUCAAACCAGCCUAAAGGGAAUGCCUUCUAAGGAUGCCGACUGUGUGAAAGUAGGUGUAGCAAACCUGAUCAACCAUUGGGUGAAAGGAAGCCCGGAAGGUGGGAACAGACACUCCCCUUCUGCACCAUCUGAUGUUAAAUCUGGAGGUGUUAUGCGGAAAAAGAACAUGUGGGAAAUUAUUGGAGAAGGUUCUGCAGCUGAGAGAUCGGGUCUGGGAGGAAAGGGAUCCUCCUUGGGUAAACGGUACAAGUUUGUUGUGACAGGCCAUGGGAAAUACGAAAAAAUUCCCACUGAUGAUGAUCACUACAGUGCUUACCCAAAUGGAAAAUCAAGUGAUUUAUCCAACGAUGACUUGUGAAGAAUUGAAUACAUCAAAACCAUGAUUCACAAAGAACAUACAUUACCAUAUAGAUUCAAUCAAUUAAGGAAGAAACAAUUGCAUUGCAUUGUAUUUGUAUUUCUGUCUUUGAUUUCUGAUGAAAAAAACAGGAUGUAUUCUUUUGUUUGUCUCAUUUACAAUGUAAAAAAAACAAACUUAUUGUCAGAUAUCUGAUCAAAUUACACAGAAUAUAAACUUGUGGUUUCUCUUUUUCUCAGAAUAUUUUUUUUUUGUGCCAAUAUGUUCAUAUUUAACGAUAUAUGUUAGUUUGAGCUGAAUGUGAAUAUCAAAAAGAUAAAGCAAUUUUUGUCAUGUUUUUAUUUUGAAUACCUAUGCCAUGGGUGUCAAAUUUAGUUCCUGGAGGGCCGCAGAUUUAGUUCCAACCCUAUCAAACACAGCUGAUCCGAAAAAUCGAGGUGUUCAAGAGAGUCACAAACACCUUCAUUAGUUGGAUCAGCUGUGUUUGAUCAGGGCUGGAGCAAAACAGUGCAGAGUUGUGGCCCUCUAGGAAUUGAGUUUGAGACCAUUGACCUAUUUUUAUACUUUGACCAUUUGUUUUUACAUUUAUAUAGACUUGGAUACAAUUUAAUAGUUGAUGAAUAGUAGAACAUGCCAAAACAUUAGAAAUCCAUGCGUCUGAUUCUGACAACUGAGGCUAAUUCUGAAAACGUAGUCCUGUGGAUGUUUCUGGAGACCACGAAAAACGGUGCGUAUUUUUGCAGUGUUUGUUUUUGCGAAUCCGCAAGAGGCCGCUGUGUGCACUUUUUCGGAUCUCAAAUGUCUCUCGUGAGUGCCGUUUGCUCCCAUGCUGUUCUUGCAUAAGCCCACCAGAGGCCACAGUCGACCGACUGAAUGAUUGACUGGUCGACCGGCCAAUCGACUGACCCACCCUCCUCCUUCCCUAAAUCAAACCAAUUUAACCGACUGACCCGCCCACCCACUUACUUUCCUAAACCCAACCGACGGUUUACAAAAGCCGCCCAGAAAAAGAAAUGCCCUGGUCUCAUUUUUUACCACGUUUUCGGAUUUUACCACAUUUUCACCCUGUUAUUUACUUGUUAAUUUUAUUUUUUGAAUUGUGUUUUUAUGAACCGCUCUUCCCUGGACUCGAAUCCGGCCGUUGUCGUCAACUCCCCAAGUCCGCCAACGUACGCGACGAGCUAACUGGACAAACUGGCUGCAGUGGGAAAGUCCUCCACACAGAGGUAAUCUGUCAGCCGGUAAGCACGAAAAGGAACAACGUCAUACCGACCCGUUGGCUGCAUGUCAUUAAAAAAAUGAAAUGCAGCCUUCGUCUAUAUAAUUCGCGGUCUCUAGAAACGUCCACGGGACUUCAGAAUGAGCCUGUGUUGGAUUCUGGUCAUUCUUGCAUUGUAUUGUAAGUCAUUAUCGAUCUUUGUUUUGACUUGUGCUGUUAUAUAAUUGUAUUUCCUCUGCUCUUGUUCUUUAUUGUAUUGUGUAAUCAGCCACACUUUUUGUUUUUUCAAGAAAACACUGGAAUUAGUCCAUUUAUCAUAUUUAUAUUAUUAAUAUAAACCUUUUUUGUCCAUUUAAAAGCUUUUUCUACAGAUCCGUACUGAGAAUGGUUAUAAUAAGAAUGUGAUUAUAGCCCACUGCCGCUUGUUAUUUUCAAUAAAUUUGAUAUUUUUUAUGAUUAUUU